This is a messenger RNA of Hemicordylus capensis (graceful crag lizard), 3503 nucleotides long. RefSeq names its product SRY-box transcription factor 10 (gene SOX10). NCBI's taxonomy places the organism in Eukaryota, Metazoa, Chordata, Lepidosauria, Squamata, Cordylidae. Gene Ontology annotation, biological process: peripheral nervous system development; enteric nervous system development; morphogenesis of an epithelium. The transcript has 4 exons. The record is from RefSeq and is a predicted model, not a curated record. Gene Ontology annotation, cellular component: nucleus. Bases 221 to 1606 code for a protein of 461 amino acids. Gene Ontology annotation, molecular function: DNA-binding transcription factor activity, RNA polymerase II-specific; RNA polymerase II cis-regulatory region sequence-specific DNA binding.
GAGAGAUAUUCAUCCAGGGUAUUAGGAAAAACCAAGCCUCCCCCUAGGAAUGGCACUUGUCUGAGAGUUCCCUUAGCACAGAGCUCCUGAAAGCCACCAGGCUUGUGAGAGGAGAACAGAGGGGCUAUUAGGAUACAGAUUACAGCUCUCUCAGGAUUUGCCAGACAGACCAGCCGACUUUGAAUACCUGAUUUCUAAGGAGUAAAACAAAGAAGGAAAAAUGACAGAAGAUCAAGGCCUUUCCGAGGUGGAGAUGAGUCCUGUGGGUUCUGAAGGCCAUCAUUGCCUCUCGCCAGGACCUUCCAUGGCAUCGGACGCCAACUCUCAUCUUGCCAGCCCCAGCAGUAGCGAGAUGGGGAAGGUGAAGAAGGAGCAGCAGGACUCAGAGGCGGACGACGAUAAGUUCCCUGUGUGCAUCCGGGAGGCGGUGAGCCAGGUACUGAGCGGCUACGACUGGACCCUGGUGCCCAUGCCAGUGCGGGUCAAUGGAAGCAGCAAGAGCAAGCCCCAUGUCAAGCGACCCAUGAAUGCCUUCAUGGUGUGGGCACAAGCUGCCCGGAGGAAGCUGGCAGACCAGUAUCCUCACCUCCACAAUGCAGAGCUUAGUAAGACGCUUGGGAAGCUCUGGAGAUUGUUGAACGAAAGUGAUAAGCGACCCUUCAUUGAAGAAGCGGAACGGCUGCGGAUGCAGCACAAGAAGGACCACCCUGAUUACAAGUACCAGCCACGUCGGCGGAAAAAUGGCAAGGCUGCCCAGGGUGAAAAUGAUAGCCAAGCUGAUGGGGAAGCUGGUGGCGCUGCUGCGAUCCAGGCCCACUAUAAAAAUGCCCACUUGGACCACAGGCACCCUGGGGAAGGAUCACCCCUGUCUGAUGGGCACCCUGAACAUUCCUCAGGUCAGAGCCAUGGACCCCCCACCCCACCGACCACUCCAAAGACAGAACUGCAGUCGGGUAAGGCUGACUCCAAGCGGGAGGGGCGUUCCCUGGGGGAAGGUGGAAAGCCUCACAUUGACUUUGGCAAUGUGGAUAUCGGGGAGAUCAGCCACGAAGUGAUGUCCAACAUGGAGCCCUUCGACGUCAACGAGUUUGACCAAUACCUGCCGCCGAAUGGACACGCUGCUCACCCAGGCCAUGUCGGGGGCUAUGCCACAGCUGCUGGCUAUGGCCUUGGGAGUGCCCUGGCUGCAGCCAGCGGACACUCAGCCUGGAUCUCCAAGCAGCAUGGCGUCUCUUUGUCCGCUGCCACGUCCUCAGUGGUAGACUCCAAGGCACAAGUGAAAACAGAGGGCUCUGCUCCAGGGGGCCACUAUUCUGAUCAGCCCUCCACUUCCCAGAUAGCAUACACAUCCCUCAGUCUGCCCCACUAUGGCUCAGCUUUCCCCUCUAUAUCCAGGCCCCAAUUUGACUAUCCCGACCACCAGCCCUCGGGACCCUAUUACAGCCACUCCAGUCAGGCUUCUGGCCUCUACUCGGCCUUCUCAUAUAUGGGGCCCUCCCAACGUCCCCUGUACACUGCCAUCUCUGAUCCGGCACCUUCAGUGCCACAGUCCCAUAGCCCCACACACUGGGAGCAGCCUGUGUAUACAACCCUCUCAAGACCCUAGGGAAUGGGGAGCAGUGACCAAAGCAGCAGCGGAAAGGCUCCGAAGAAUCAGCCCCAGAAGACGAGCCUCCGAGUCCCGAGGUCAUUCGGUGUAAUCCAGUCGCCAGAACCCACUGAAUAUCCGGGCGUGUCUAUCUUGACCACAGUUUUCGAGGGCUCACCUGGCUGGAGGAAGGUUCCCACCCCCAAUACUCCCAAUUCCUGAUUGGCUUCCAAGAUCCCGUAGGCCUUCUAGAUGAGGACGAUUCUAGGCAUGGAGCGCAUAGUCAUGGCAGGUGGUUUGUUGGGCAGAUCAAGGACUGAAGGGAAAAAAAAAACCCUAUCUAAUUGAGAGAUAAUCCCCUCCCUUCUCUUCCCCUCCCUCAAGCUGUCCAGACCAUCAUCCUGAUGGCUUGGAAGGAAAACACUGGCCAUAACUUUGCCACUUGCUGUGGGUGAAGCAUGGCUUGUCAGGCAUCCUGGUGGAUAUGUGACAAGAGGUGACAUAGAGGGGUGCAGCUGAUGUGGACAGUACUGUAGGAUGUUCCUGCUUCCGAGUCGCACAUGCAUGAAUCUUAUUCCCCACUGGAAGACCAGCCUAUGCUUGCUUUUCCUGAUGAUAUUUGACACCUGCAUCCUACCUUCCCUUAUCCAUUCCAGCACUUCUCUGCUGCCUGGCUCUCUUAAGACUUAACUACACAGUACGUUGGACUCAGGAACUGCAUUAUACGUUCUGGCCGCCUUUGCAUCACAGCAUGUAAACCUCUGCGUACAUGUUGGUCCUUUGGACCAUACAAGGCAAAGGAGACUGAAUCUUUCUUUGUUGUUAUGAACAUUUUGUAUGGCUAGUUUCUUUCCAACACUUCCUGGUCCCCUCCUAAACUCCCCCAGCUAUCCUUCUAAUACUCGAGGAGAUACCCUGCCAAAGCCAGUGCUUUUCCUUUUGGCAUGCUGUUGAGUGUGUGUGAGUGACAUGAGUGUAGAGGGGGUGAGGGAAGGCAGGCAGUGUGAUCCCUGUGCUUGCUUAAAUAAGAAGAGCCAAGAUCUUUUCCAUCUGACCAUUGUUAAGAUGGCAUAUUCUUCUCACUCGUGCAAAGACAGCACAAGGCAUUUGAGGGCUUGAAGCCAAAGAUCCCAAUGGCACUCCUAAGGAUGGUAAAAUAUAAUCAACUAAAUAAUUGACAAUUUGCUGCCUAUUCAUCUCACCCUACCAAAGGGUCAGGCCAGCCAUCCUCACACGUUUGUAAUUAUUAGCAGCUGGGUUCUAACUUUGCCACGAUGAGGAGGACACUUCUAUUGCGUAUGAUGUUGAAUGGGCUUUAAAAUAAGCCAUGCAAAAUUUAAAUAAGCUGCCCUUCUCUUUUGAGGUUUCAAAGUGGAGGAAAUAGCUCUAACCACACUGAUGUUUGCUGCCUUCUUUUCCCUGGCCUUGGUGAAGGUUUGCUUGUCGCUGCAGCUUCAAAUCAGGCAUUGCUCCCAGUGCCAUGGAGUAGGUUACAUUGAAGGCUGCCAUGAUUUUGACCGUGAUGGGAUGAACAACUCCCCACCGAGGCAACAGUUGCUAUGCAAGUGCAUGAGGACAGGCCCACUGUUGGCCACAGUAUACACUGCAAUACAUGCGGUUCUAAUCCCAACCUCUUUGGACUGAGAUGCCUGAGGCUAACCCGUCCAACGUUAGGAAUUUAUAUAUGCUUGCCUCUAUUUUCAGCUAUGGAUGAUUAUCUCUUCUCCAUGGUACUUGAAAAGAACAUGUAGUAUGCCUGUACCCCUUGUAUGCAUGUAAUCUAUUAACUGCUCUGCAUCCUUAUUUAUGCAAAUAGACCAUCCCUUCCUUCCCUCCCAAACUCCACAGUCCUGUGUUGUCCUAGCACCAUUAACUUUGCAUCAAAUGUAUGGAAUAAUAAACUUAAAAGGUUUCA